Archocentrus centrarchus (flier cichlid) is the source of this 2624-nucleotide messenger RNA. RefSeq names its product G protein-coupled receptor 37b (gene gpr37b). The transcript is spliced from 2 exons. Gene Ontology annotation, molecular function: prosaposin receptor activity; G protein-coupled peptide receptor activity. The record is from RefSeq and is a predicted model, not a curated record. NCBI's taxonomy places the organism in Eukaryota, Metazoa, Chordata, Actinopteri, Cichliformes, Cichlidae. The coding region runs from base 247 to 2115 and encodes 622 amino acids. Gene Ontology annotation, cellular component: plasma membrane; signaling receptor complex. Gene Ontology annotation, biological process: adenylate cyclase-inhibiting G protein-coupled receptor signaling pathway; positive regulation of MAPK cascade.
CGGCGAUUUGUAGAUUAUUGUAGCUGCAGUGCAAAUAGCGCACAAGACGGCACUGAGAUACUUGCAAGUUUGCAGAGCUCGCGUUGCGAAUGCAGCUGUUAUAAAAAUAAGAAACCCUUUGCCAUUUAUUGUGAGGUUUCCAACAUGGGUGUAGACUAAAAAGAAGAGUAUCCCACGAGCUGGCACAGAGGUGUGAUGAUCAUGCACUCCUGAAGAUCAAAACUGCGCUCAGUAAUUUCCUGGAUCAUGCAGAUUCUGCAGCCUAGGACGUUAUUCGUGUUAUUGGCCCAUAUACAUGUAUUAUUAUCUCUGCGAAAUGGAGGAGUUCGGAUUAAAGAGGACAGCAACAGCAGCGCGUACUCUGGCAAGACUUUCCAGGGUUCGCUCCGGGAGAGUCGUCAAAACAAAGCCCGGGACCGUGCGCUCUUGCCGGAGUACGCCACAGGUGCGUCUUCGGCAGAGCAGCGGGCACUUAUCAGAGAGACCCUUAACUCCACUCACCCCUGGAAGAGGGUAAUAGCAGAAGAAAUCAGGCGAAAUGGACACAGCAAACGCGACUACAAUAGGACUCUGACACCCGUGGAGGAUCCCAACGCCGUCUCACAUUGGGACUCGACGCGCCACCAUAAUAGGAGGAUAAAGUUGAAUGGCGGUUUUAGUAGUACGGGGACGCCAGCAGGUGGACACUACAAUGCGGCUAAGCCCUCUUCAAUGGGUUGGGGAGAGGGAGGAGGGGGACCCGAGGAGGGCGACAGGCACAAGAGAGGCACAAAAGACGAACAGAAGAAAGCGUGGAAGAGGGGGAGAAACCGGCUGAACAAAAGCUCUGUGGUUUUGGCUCAGCCUCACGAGUCACCGUGGGAACCUAUCCCCAAACCGGUGGCCCUCACCUCCACCGACCUGCCCUUUGACCUCUUUACCAGGAGGAGUGAGUUUUUUACUUUCAGAGAGGAGAACCCAUGGGACGCUACGCCGAUCACCCCUCCCAGCUCGCAGGAUUUCGGGGAAGAGAUCAAGAACCCCUUUUACCCAGUGACAAGUGAGACUUACGGCGCUUACGCGAUCACGUGCGUCUCCGGGGUAAUAUUUUUGGUGGGCAUAGCAGGUAACAUUGCCAUCCUGUGCAUCGUGUGCCAGAACUACUACAUGAAGAGCAUUUCCAACUCUUUGCUGGCAAAUUUAGCUGUGUGGGAUUUUGUGCUCAUCUUCUUCUGUCUGCCUAUGGUGGUUUUCCAUGAACUGACGAAGUCCUGGCUGCUGGGAGAAUUUACCUGUAAAGUGGUGCCCUACGUGGAGGUGGCUUCCCUGGGUGUGACCACAUUCACCCUGUGCGCUCUGUGCAUCGACCGCUUCCGUGCGGCUACCAAUGUCCAGAUGUAUUAUGAGAUGAUAGAGAACUGCACAUCUACUACUGCCAAACUAGCUGUCAUCUGGAUUGGCGCCCUCCUCUUGGCACUCCCAGAGCUCCUUAUUCGACAGCUUGUCACAGAGGACACGGGAAUCCCAGAUGAGCCUCCCGUUGAACGCUGCAUUAUCAGGAUAUCCACUUCACUGCCUGACAUGCUCUAUGUGCUGGGCCUGACAUACGAGGGUGCUCGGCUGUGGUGGUGCUUUGGCUGCUACUUUUGUCUCCCCACUCUCUUCACAAUCGGGUGCUCAUUAGUGACGGCGCGCAAGAUUCGGCAUGCAGAACAGGCCAGCGUGCGCAGCAACAAGAAGCAGAUCCGGUUAGAGAGCCAGAUGAACUGCACCGUUGUCGCACUGGCAAUCGUCUACGGUGCGUGCGUGGUGCCCGAGAACAUCUGCAACAUAGUUUCUGCCUACAUGGCAGCCGGAGUUCCUGAGCAUACCAUGUCUGUGCUCCAUCUUCUCUCCCAACUGCUGCUCUUUUGUCGGGCCGCCGUGACACCAGCGCUGCUGCUUCUUUUGUGUCGUCCACUAGGCAGGGCCUUCCUGGACUGUUGCUGUUGCUGCUGCUGCUGUAACCACGCUCCAUCCUCGGCCACUGCGAGCGACGACAACGAGCACGAGUGCACUACAGAGCUGGAGCUGUCACCAUUCAGCACCAUCCGCAGAGAGCUGAGUAACUACACACCUGCUGGCUCCAACUGCUAAACUGACAUUUGCCAUCAGGGAAGGUGGUAUCACUAGCCUGCAAUCUGCCUGUGGCUAGUAUUUCUCAGACUUGGCUAGGAGAGAUUUGCCUUACCUAGUCCACUCACAACUCUAAAUGGGUGCAUGAAGGAAGUUGGGUGCUGUGAGUCCAUUCAUCCUGUUGUUAAGCAUCAUCAACUUUACAAUAUUUGUAUAACAGUUUUUCCAGGACAUUUAACAAAAGACAAAGCUGUCUUUUUACUCUUGCCCUGGGGUGCUUCUAAAACUUGGUCAGUACUUAUUUUUAGUAGUCCUGCCUGAAACCUUUAAAACUUAAAAACCUCCCGUCCGUAGGCCUUGCUUAGAUAAAUAUUUUGGGGCAGUUGUGAUGGCCUCCUAGCCUGGUUCAUCACAAGUUAAAGAAAUCAUCUAAUUUGGAAUAUUUACACUGUACGGUGAUUGUGCACAAUAUGUAAGAGCAAGUUGAAUUCAUGAUAAUAAAUAUUUAGCAAACAUGAAAAAAAAAAAAA